AUGGUAAACACUGUUCUGUCGAACCAUUCUGUACAACCUCGGGACGUGUAUUUGUGGACCGAUUCAUCGACGGUACUCUCGUGGAUUCGCUCGGACCAUAGACGAUACAAACAGUUUGUCGCUCAUCGUAUCGGAGAGAUAUUGUCGUUAACACAAGCUGAGAGCUGGCGAUGGGUACCAUCCAAGGACAACGUUGCCGACUGCCUGACAAAAUGGGUACGCGACACCGAACCGGAUUCAAAUGGUAGAUGGUUUAAAGGACCAGCGUUUCUCUACCUUUCUGAAGAUGAGUGGCCGCAACAACGAGUGAAGACGAACACAGCCGAAGAGUUGCGGACGAGUUUCGUGUUAGCUCACAUCUCGCUGCCCGCCACGACUAUAGAUGUUUCAAGGAUCUCGAAGUGGAGCGUAUUACUGCGAACUUUAGCCUACCUAUAUCGCUUCAUCAGCAACUGUCGAUUGCGCGUUCUUGGACGGCCAAUAGAGACUAUCCCAGCAACUAUAAACCAAGUGAAAUGUCUCAAACGGUCGGUUCCCUCGUGUGGUGUGCCACUGAAGCAAGAAGAGUUCCAGCGAGCAGAGUGCUUUCUAUGGAGAACGGCACAAAGCGAAUGCUAUCCGGAUGAAAUGCGAACCCUGUUGAAGAACCGCGAUCAGCCUGUCGCGGAACGGAAGUCCAUCGAAAAGAGCAGCCCGCUGUAUAAACUGUCACCGUUCGCCGACGAAUACGGAAUCGUUCGAAUGGAAGGAAGGACAGCUGCCGCUGCCCACGCGAACUUUGACGUGAGGUUCCCUAUAAUACUCCCCAGGGACAAUCAGAUUACCCAGCUACUGUUGGAGUUCUACCAUCAUCAAUGCGGCCACGCGAACACAGAAACGGUCGUUAACGAAGUUCGUCAACGCUUCGAGAUAUCGCGUCUACGCUCGGCUGUUGGAAACGUUAGCCGGAAUUGUAUCGCUUGCAAGGUACGCAAGUGUAAACCGUUUCCUCCUCGAAUGGCACCUUUACCCGAACACCGAUUGACUCCGAACGUCCGACCCUUUAGUUACGUUGGCAUCGAUUACAUGGGCCCAUUGGAAGUGACCGUUGGUCGGCGCAGAGAAAAGCGAUACGUAGCGGUUUUCACUUGCCUCGUGGACGCGGAUCUCCUGUUCAAAUCUUCUCGGACAAUGGCACUAACUUUGUGGGUGCCAGCCGAGAACUACAAAAGCAAAUAG
Messenger RNA from Aedes albopictus (Asian tiger mosquito), 1218 nucleotides. RefSeq lists its product as uncharacterized. The transcript has a single exon. The record is from RefSeq and is a predicted model, not a curated record. NCBI's taxonomy places the organism in Eukaryota, Metazoa, Arthropoda, Insecta, Diptera, Culicidae. The coding region runs from base 1 to 1218 and encodes 405 amino acids.